This is a messenger RNA of Rotaria socialis, 846 nucleotides long. The record is from the annotation of a GenBank genome assembly. NCBI's taxonomy places the organism in Eukaryota, Metazoa, Rotifera, Eurotatoria, Philodinida, Philodinidae.
AUGCGAGCGAAGAAGACAAAUUCUAUCAAAGCCAAAAAGAAGGUAACUCCAAUCAAAAUCAAUACGAAGAUACUUCCUACUGUCCCAUCAAAAAUCAAAAAAUCACACCGUUGCUCUAAACUACUGAUAUUAGUUUCACUCAUUGUCUGUGUCGCAAUUGCUGCAGCUGUCGGCGGAAUAGUAACUGCUAUUGUCCUUACUCAAUUACAGCAGUCGGCGACGUCAACCAUAACGACAGGAGUGACAUCAACUACCGGAUCAAAUAGUACAACGAUAUCAACAAUACCAAGCAACAGUUCUUCUGUUGGUUCUACAACUGUUGCAACCACAAUCGGCUCUACAACUGUUGCAACCACGAUCGGCUCUACAACUGUUGCAACCACGAUCGGCUCUACAACUGUUGCAACCACGACCGGCUCUACAGCUUCUGCUGGUUCAACAACAACUGGUUGCCCCACAAAUGUUUGUACCUAUUCGACCUGGUAUACAAUGACAUCAGGAGGCAACUAUGGUGUUGAACAUGUCAAUAUCAAUUGUACUCAAACUCUAUCAAAUUUUACUGCGCAAAUUGUUGUUAAAACUAAUAUGGGUGCUACUUUUGCCAAUGAAUACAAUACAUUCUGGUCGAAUACAGUAAUACAAACGCAAACCCAUUCAAGCUCGCAAAUUACCUACAUCUGGUCAAUUAUUGCUGGGCAAACGAUUUCAGGCAGUGGAUUUCCAUAUUUUGUAGAAGCACAAUUUCAAUUGUACGGCCAGAAUCAAACAGUCAGCAAUGAUACAUAUUCGAUUCAAACAGUGGCCGCAUGUAAUGGUCAAGUACUCACUCAAACAGGACAUUUUUAA